GUGUGUUACAGUACGCAUGCGCCCGGCACUUUGAACAAAUAGCUUGCUAGUAGUUUGGUUUAAUUUAACAAUUAUGUCAGAGAAGGCUGGUGACGUUGAUUUAACCGGUGCUAAACUGAAUACGGGCGUCUGGCUUGUAAAAGUGCCCAAGUACCUCUCUCAGCAAUGGGCAAAAGCCACAGGAAGAGGCGAAGUUGGCAAACUCAGAAUCUCCAAGAAAGGAAACCAAGGCAAACCAGAGGUGUCUUUUACAUUAAAUGAAGAGUUGACUGUGAUUGACGGUAUAGAAGACAAGACAGUGUCUGCUCCUCGGGAACACCCGUUGACAAUGCAGACAGUGGGAGGUCAGACAUUGGCUGUAUUCACAGAGACGUCAUCAGGCCAGUCAGAAGAGAGAUCUGAUGGUGGCAGCUCAGGUUCGGGGGCAGGGGCUGGUACAGAUAAAAUUGCCUUGGAGGGAGUGGUGGUGCAGAGAGCAGAUUGCAGGCCAGCUGUUAGUGACAACUAUAUGAAGCUGAAGAGGUUACAAAUUGAAGAGUCCACCAAGCCUAUCCGGCUGUCACAGCAGUUGCCUAAAGCAGUCACCAACAACUACAAACCUGUGGCUAACCAUGCAUACAACAUGGAGUAUGAGAGGAAAAAGAAGGAGGAGGGCAAGAGAGCUAGAGCGGACAAACAGCAGGUGUUGGAUAUGUUGUUUUCUGCUUUUGAGAAGCACCAAUACUACAACAUCAAAGACCUGGUGGACAUUACGAAACAGCCUGUGAUUUAUUUGAAGGAAAUCCUGCGUGACAUUGGAAUCUACAAUGUUAAGGGAACACACAAGAACACUUGGGAGCUAAAGCCUGAAUAUCGACAUUAUCAAGGCGAGGAAAAAACAGACGAAUAGGACGAGUUUGGUUGGAUAAAGCCUAUCCCAAUCACUGAGUGUUGUCUCAAACACAGUGGUGGAUGGUGGGACCACUACAAGGGAGUUGAGUUCACUGGAAGAGGUUUUGAGCUUUCAAGUGUGCGCUUCAGGUUUGUGCUGAACAAACCAUGCAAAUGCCCAUGGUCUGUUUGUGGAUUGUUUCAUGUUGAGGGAAAAAAAAAAACGCUUUUAAUAGCAUAUUUAGAUAAAGGUAUAUUAAGUGUCUCAUGAUGUUUU
Messenger RNA from Phycodurus eques (leafy seadragon), 1147 nucleotides. Its product is annotated as general transcription factor IIF subunit 2-like. Lineage: Eukaryota; Metazoa; Chordata; Actinopteri; Syngnathiformes; Syngnathidae. Gene Ontology annotation, cellular component: transcription factor TFIIF complex. Gene Ontology annotation, biological process: transcription initiation at RNA polymerase II promoter; transcription by RNA polymerase II. The record is from RefSeq and is a predicted model, not a curated record. The coding region runs from base 74 to 889 and encodes 271 amino acids. The transcript is spliced from 9 exons.